AUGGAGGCAGGGGCAGAGGCCGAGGCCGAGGCCGAGGCCGCAUCCCAGGCCAGGAGGCCGGAGCACAAGGCGACCUGCCGCACGUGGGUGUUUUACCUCUGCUGAGGUGACCAUUGGGACGUCAAGAUCAGCCCAGGUCAUUUCCCGGCUCCAAGGGGUCAUUGCACCUUCAGUUCGCCUAGGAAUUGGGGCAUAAAGUAAUGAAGAACUGGGGUGUUGUUGGUGGAAUUGCUGCUGCUCUGGCAGCAGGCCUAUAUGUUCUCUGGGGUCCCAUCACUGAAAGAAAGAAACGCAGGAAAGGGCUUGUGCCUGGCCUUCUCAACUUAGGAAACACCUGUUUCAUGAACUCUUUGCUGCAAGGCUUAUCUGCUUGUCCAUCUUUCAUCAAGUGGCUGGAGGACUUUACAGCCCAAUACAAGACAGACCAGAAUGAAUCAUCGGAGCACCAAUAUUUGUCCCUUACUUUGCUGUGCCUUCUGAAAGUGUCUCCAUUUAUCAUUUUAAAUUUCAUACCUCUAGCUUUAUCCUGCCAAGAGGUCACAGAAGAUGAUGUCCUGGAUGCAAGCUGUUUGUUAGAAGUGUUAAGACUGUACAGGUGGCAGAUCUCGUCAUUUGAAGAGCAGGAUGCUCAUGAACUAUUCCAUGUCCUUACAUCUUCGUUGGAAGAUGAGCGAGAGCGUCAGCCCCGGAUCACACAUUUGUUUGACGUGCAUUCAUUAGAGCAGCCAGAAAUAACCCAAAAGCAAAUAAGCUGCAGGACAACAGGGUCACUUCACCCCAUGUCAAGUCACUGGAAGUCUCAACAUCCUUUUCAUGGAAGGCUGACCAGUAACAUGCUUUGCAAGCACUGCAAACGCCAGAGUCCUGUGAGGUGUGAUACAUUUGACAGUCUUUCGCUGAGUAUUCCAGCAGCCAUGUGGGGUCGUCCUAUGACACUGGACCACUGCCUCCACCAUUUCAUCUCUUCUGAAUCAGUAAAGGAUGUUGUAUGUGACAAUUGCACUAAAAUUCAGGCAGAAGGAACACUGAAUGGGCAAACCACAGAAAACCAGAGAACAACAUUUGUUAAACAAUUAAAGCUAGGGAAGCUCCCUCAGUGUCUGUGUAUCCAUCUGCAAAGGCUGAGCUGGUCAGACCAAGGCAUGCCUCUGAAACAUCAUGAACAUGUGCAGUUCAGUGAGUUCCUGAUCAUGGAUAUCUACAAAUACCACCUCCCUGUCCAUAAAUCAAGCCAGCAUGAUCUAAACCAGAAAGGCAAUCCACGGAUGUUGUCUGAAACAAAGGAUGGGUCAGCAGUAAAAGCCUCAGAUCUGGAGCAGACAUGUAGCACUAAAUCAUUCUUUAUGAAUGGCGCCUGCUCUCCUUCAUUAUUAACAUCCCCGAUAACUUUCCCACUUGCAAUGGUUUCAGAUUGCAGUUCCCCAGUGUACCUCUACCGUCUGAUGGCUGUUGUAGUUCAUCAUGGGGACAUGCAUUCUGGACACUUUGUGACAUAUCGCCGCUCUCCGCCUUCUCCCAAGACCGCGCUCUCGGUCAGUAGCCAGUGGUUGUGGAUUUCAGAUGACACUGUGCGCAAAGCUAGUUUGCAAGAAGUGCUUUCAUCUAGUGCUUACCUGCUCUUUUAUGAGCGUGUUCAGUCAAGAGUGCAGCACCAAACUCAGGAUUUCAGGGCUGAAGAAUGACUUAGACCUCUGGAGAAGGAUAAAUCUUGAGAAAACUGCUCUUGUGAGAUGUACAUUGCACCUCCUGACUGUUAUGCAAAUAGCCCACUACAUGCCCUUUGAUAUUCCACUCCUUCCUGGCAAUGGUGCCUGGCUACUGCAGGGAGCUAGUGUUUCAUACCAAAACGACGCUGCCCAAAGUUGGUCUGCUAGUGCUGGGCACUCCAGAGUGUGUCUGCAUUAGAGAAGCAUGUUUGCUGUUCAGAUAAUAUUCUCUCUGCAUCACAAUUUUGAAACAGAGAAUUUCAAACAGGGACUUCCCAGGGCCACAUCUUUUUAUUCUGACCUGUAUGCAUGUUUUCAGAUGGAGCUGCUUAGUGUCACCUUAAGAUAUUCCUUAGCAGGGGAGCCCUAGAAGUGAUUGAUGAGAAAUUACUGUUAUCAAAGGCAAUGAUUUAAAAAAACGAAGUGCCUUGAGAUGAUUUACAUUACCAUUGUCUACACCUACAAUCUGUGGAUUACAUUCUGGUAAACAUCUAUAUCAAAGUGAUAUGAAGAACUAUUAACUGAAUCACAUUUCUCAUCAUAACCCCAGCUAAGCAACUAAAAUAAGUUGUCUCUCCCGAACAUGCUUGAUCCAAAAAAGCCCUUUCCUAUUUGUAUCUUUUUCCACUAUUUCCUUUCUUUGUACAUCAUUAGAAGUACUUAUAUCAAUACAAAUGGCAGUUUUCCAUUUUAGGGAAAUACUCAAAUAGUUGAUCAAAUAGAACUGAGACACUGAUUUGUGGCUCCAUCUCAUCAUACUGUAAGAGAGGUUAAGAGAGAGCAGUAUCUGCUAGCAAUCACUAUGGUAAUGUUGUCUGUCUCUGUAAAACAAUUUGAUGCUGUUGCUUUGGAGCAUCAGGUAGACUCUGCCUCUCAGUGCUAAUCUUAAAGGUGACUGAUUGGUAUUCUAAACUCCCCUUUCCUACCUUAACGAUGAACGCUGCCAUUCCCUAUCAUCCCUUCUAAGGAAUGCCUUCUGAUCUGCAAUGGAGCUUGAACUGGUUGUGAUUGUGAGCCUGGGACUUGAAGCAACGUGUGUCAUGGUGGGUUAGAAUACGCACAAUUGCACGGGCAGUGGUUGGCACUUAGUCCAGUAAAAUAGUACAGUAGCCUGAACAGGUUGGUGUCACUGCAUUAGAUAUUGCUAUUUUUAAAGAGUUUGAUAUUAAUUGUAUAUUGCUGCUCUGUGCUCUUUGGUGUAUAAAAAAAGAGAUGAGGAAAGAGGCAAGAAAUCCUUUUGGCUGUUUUUAAAUGAAUGGGGAUAAAAUGGACAGACGUGGGAGUUCUUUUCUAUUUAUGUACUUUGGGGUAAGUGUGUGUGUGAGGGAGGAAGUCUGAACGUCAGAUUAGGUCUUUUCAGCGUAAAACAGUGACUGACUUUUCAGACAAUAUCUACUGCCUCUCUAAAGUAGCUCUUUGUCCAAAAAGUUUUUUUUAAUUGUAACUUUGUACAUUUUGGAUCCAUAUCAUUCAACUGCCCCGUGUUGUUCAUAUGCAUUCAGCGCUUUUUAAUAGGAGAUGAAAGAAACAGCCACAGGAUCAUAGGCUAUGAAUGUAUAUAACACUUAGCUGUAGUCAUUCCAGAGUGUGGAUCACGAUCUCUACUCAGAAUAAUGCUCAUAACACAGAGAAGUCUGUAUAAAUCCAUUGGCCUAUCCGGUCCAAAGAACCCUUGGCUUCUGUGUUAGAAGCACUUUUUUUAUCUUACUAAUUUUAUUACUGUUUAAAAAAAUAUGUAAUACCAAUGAACUUUAUGACCAUUGAAAUAAGAUCUAAACUCAGCAUGUGACCCACAAAAGUAAAAAAAGAAUAUCUGAGGCUGAAGCUUCUCUGUUGUAGAUGGAUAGAACUGAGCAAUAUGGGCUUUGCAAAGCAGUGCUGGUUGUCAACAGGGGCAAGAAACGCAUGCAAAGCAUCUGUCUACAGAAAUCCUGCCAGUUGUACCUCUGACCUUCAAAACAUUUCCAUCUGACAUUAGUGUAUGCGCUGCCAUAGCGAGGCUCAACAGGGUCUUUUCUGAAAUUUUAACUCCUUUGAUUUUGAGGGGGGAAUCUGCUCAUUGAUAGUAUUUGAACAAGUCACUUUAUUAUGCAGUAAUGUGUGGUGUGUCAGAUAGUACCCACUAGGAGGACUGUAGGCUUUAGGACUCAUCAGCCUCUAUAUGAUUGUGUGAAGCCACAUGCUGCUGCAAGUUGUGUGUGUGUGAUGUUUUCUGAAAACUUCCUUUUGUAUAAACCUGCUCUUUACUAGCGACAUUUCUCUGUGCCAGUUUGGUGUGAGGGAAAGGUUGCACACUGUCACACAUCACUAAGCUACUUGUUUGCCAUACUGCCACUGAACUGGAAAUUUCAUUUGGAAUCUUCAGCAGAGGGCAAUAGGAAUGAGUGUUGUGCAGAAUCUCUUCUUAUCUUCAUUGCAAGAAAGGAACAGGAGUUCGUUUCUUAGCACUGGUUGUGGAGAAGUGUCAGUAUCUUGGUCGUGAUGCUGAGAAGUGCUGGGCACCCACAACUUACAUUGGCUUAGGAGACUUGCAGAUGGUUGGCACCCCUCACAGUCAGACCCUGGACACAGUCUGGCCAGCUGAACCUCAUGUGCAGAUACCUUUUGAAAGCAAUAUGUCUCUAUUCAGGCGGAGGGGUACAGCCAAAUGGCUCAGCUUGUAGGAUUGGGGGGCUAGUCUCUGCCAGCCAAUAAGAACAUUUUAAUUUCUCAAAGGCUAGAGUUGUUGAAAAGGUGCGUAUGAAUGGAAUAAAGGAAUGUUAUGAAACAUUAACCGUAUAGAAAACUGACCUCUGCUUAAUCUGGUAGAACUAAGAUAACAGCUCUUUCAUUGAAUUAUUCUUGUUUUAAUGCACGUUAAUAAAACGGUCUGAUAUUAGAGUCCAAACCACUGCACUUCGUUUCCAGCACUGCUGUCUUUGAACUGCCUAUUUCCUUAUGGGAAUUUUUGUACCUGUCCUGUACAGUAGCAAUAAAAGAACCAACUUAUUAGAAAAGG
Messenger RNA from Chelonoidis abingdonii (Abingdon island giant tortoise), 4704 nucleotides. Lineage: Eukaryota; Metazoa; Chordata; Testudines; Testudinidae. The record is from RefSeq and is a predicted model, not a curated record.